UGCAAUUUUGAGAACGGACAGUGUCAGUGGAGUGAUGUAAGUGUAGGUCCUAACAAAUGGCAAUGGGUGAAGGCCUCAAACAACACAGGUUUGCCCACUGACCACACCACUGGAACGGGGCACUACAUGCAGUCAUAUAUCAUGGAUUCCUCUAAGGACGAGGCUGUGUUUCAGAGCCCAUCUCUACCAAUCAGCUCUGCAUACUGUCAGCUUCUGUUUCACUUCUAUGUGGGUGCAGGAAGUGCAGGCAAUCUCAGCCUGAUCCUGCAGAAGGGGGAAGAGGACAGGAAGCUGCUCUGGUCACGAUCCAGCAGCACUUCAACUCAGUGGGUCCCAGAACACUUACCACUAGGCAAACAAGACCAGCCUUACAGGAUCAUUUUCAGCAGCCAGACCUCACUCAAACAGGAUGAUUCCCUGUCUACAACUCAGACCAUGGCCCUGGAUGACAUCUCCUUCCAAAACUGUGAGAAAGACUACCAACCUCCAGAAUUUUCCUUGGCCACAUGCUCAUUUGAGAAGGACUUGUGUGGGUGGAUCCAGGGAGCUGCAGAGGAACUAGACUGGGAGAGAUGGAGUGGACCUAAUGAGAGCCCAAAUGCAGGUCCUCCGGGCGACCACACCAGUGGAAAUGGGUAUUAUUUGUACAUCAAGAGCUCAAGUCACAGCAGAACAGGGGAUACGGCUCAUCUGAAGUCUCCUCUGUCUCCCCCAACUGGACCUGAUGGGUAUUGUUUCACAUUCUGGUAUCACAUGUUUGGAGCAACAGUGGGAUCACUAAGAAUGUCUGUAUAUGACAUUUCAUCUGACCACAUCAUAUCAAUGUGGCAAAGGAAGGGUUCUCAAGGGACUGAAUGGCAGAUGGCUCAGAGUCAUGUGAAACUGACAGAAGUUCAUCAGAUAUUAAUUGAGGCUUCAGUUGGAGGACCGUCUGGUCACAUUGCUAUAGAUGAUUUAUCUGUCACUAAAGGUGCCUGUGCUCCCACAGAGGGAAUUUGUGACUUUGAAGAGGGGGAUUGUGGCUGGACACAACAGAGUGUUGAUGACCUGGACUGGAUCCGAGUGUCAGGAAAAAUGUAAAAUCUAAAUUUAGACCUGGUUUUGACCAUACAACCAGCACAGCGAGUGGACACUACUUUUAUAUGGAAAGUGCGCCUACCCAUGUGCAAGGACGUACUGCUAGAACAACAUCUCCUUUGUAUCAAACAGGUGAUGCCAAGUGUCUUCAGCUGUGGUAUUACAUGGAGGGACAGGGCACUGGCACCUUAAAUGUGUAUCAACAGUUUUCAGAAAAGAUCGGCCCCUGCUGGUGAUUCUGUGGAGAUUCACUCAGACUCCUCUAACCAUCUCAGGGUCAAGCUACGGGAUUGUGGUGGAGGGGAUUACAGGACAAACUGAACAGGGAGUCGUAGCGCUUGAUGAUAUUCAGGUUUCAAACUAUCCCUGCACUCCUUCAGGACAAUGUGACUUUGAGGCAAACUUCUGCAGCUGGAUGAAUCUGUUGGAGGUGGAUGAUGCCGACUGGCUCCGAGCCCAAGCAGGCACUGGAAAUCACACACGACCCAGUGUGGAUCACACCACCAACUCUUCC
Messenger RNA from Labeo rohita (rohu), 1591 nucleotides. RefSeq names its product MAM and LDL-receptor class A domain-containing protein 1-like. The record is from RefSeq and is a predicted model, not a curated record. The transcript has 10 exons. NCBI's taxonomy places the organism in Eukaryota, Metazoa, Chordata, Actinopteri, Cypriniformes, Cyprinidae. The coding region runs from base 127 to 1080 and encodes 317 amino acids. Gene Ontology annotation, cellular component: membrane.